UUACAAUCCGUCUCACACUAGCCCCAUAAAACACCCAAGAAGAAGAAGUCUCACACAGAUUGCCUUGUUUACCUAGUGAUUGCUGACCUAAUGAUUAAAGGGUUUGUGAGCUCGUAGGCCGUCACAGCCCUUCAAGAACAACAGCAGUUUCAUCAGUAAAAGGUUAGAAAGGUAAACUCAUGUGGGGAGAAUUUGAAGAGGAUAAAAUAGAAGAGAAAGAAACAUGCUUCCAAAUAAAGCCAACCUCAGAGGAAGCCCAGGGAUCACAGGAAGAAAGCAAAACACCAGAGGACACCACCACAAAGGAAGAUGACACCUAUGUGUUGCCACUCAGGGAUCGGUUAGUGAAUUUCUUGGCAGCCAGCAGCAUUGAAGUGAAAAGUCAGCAAAGAUAUGAACCUGAUCUCACAUAUGAAGAAAGAAAAGAAAUAAUUGAAAACCUUUUGGAAGAGAAACCUGGACAAUUUUUGUACAGGUUUGGAAAACACUUGGAGCAAGAACACUUGCAUUAUUUCCAGAAAUAUGAAGGUGAUGUGGAAGUGGACUAUUUCCUGGCUGAAGCACUGAAGUAUAAAAAUAAGCACACUGCAAAGAUAACUGUUCGGAACAGAAGAUAUGCUGCCCUCCAAAAAAUGCGACGCUCUGGAGAUUACUUCAGUGAACAAGAGAUGGAGCGCCGAGACCCACUCCUGUAUGACUAUCUUAUUGGUCAGCACCAGACUGAGGAGGAGAGGGAGGAAAAACAUCAGGCUGCUAAUACUACUGAGACCAAGUUUUCUUCUCUACUGCUACAUCACAUUGAUAACCGUGAGCACAAAGAACUGAAGAAACAAAAAAAAGAUCAAGAAGAUGACAUGUUUGAGGAAGAGGAUACUGAUGAAGAAGACGAAUAUGAUGAAGAUGUAGAGAUGGAUUCUGCUGUUGAUUCCAGGGAGAAGCAGAUGUUCAAGGAGGAAUUCUACUCAGCAGGAUACAAUAAUUUUCUAAGAGGACAGAAUAAAGAUUUUGACUACAAGGAAGUGGACAACAAUGAUGCCUAUGAUCUACUAGACAUCAGAGCACGAGAUGAAGAAGAGAGAUAUUUUGACGAUGAAGAAGAAGUAGCAUGUAAUGACAUGGAGUAUGGAGAAGAGAAUGAGAGCUGAUAUGAAUGGCCAUAUAAUGCUUGUACAUAAUUCUAAGGAACCAGAGUUAUAGGACAAGUGAAUCUUGAACAAGAAAAUAAGCAGUACUAAUUUGACAUGCCAAAACUAAAAUGUAAAAUAUUUGAGAUGGACUAAUAGAUUGAGACAAAAAGUUAAAUGUA
Messenger RNA from Eriocheir sinensis (Chinese mitten crab), 1306 nucleotides. RefSeq names its product coiled-coil domain-containing protein 97-like. The transcript is spliced from 6 exons. Lineage: Eukaryota; Metazoa; Arthropoda; Malacostraca; Decapoda; Varunidae. The record is from RefSeq and is a predicted model, not a curated record. Bases 180 to 1145 code for a protein of 321 amino acids.